ACAACGAAUAUUCAUUAUUAUGGAUUCCAUUUUGUGAACUAAGAAUCAUUGAAGAAAUUGGAAGUGGUAAAUUUUCAACUGUAUAUUCAGCAAGGUGGCAGCAUUCAGACUUUAGUUUAGAUAUGGUUGCACUUAAAUUUCUUCAUGGAUCUCAAGAAAAUUGUGAUGGAUUUUUAAAAGAGGUUUGUAAAAUGUGGGCAUUUGAAGAUAGAAAACACGAUUAUAAGCUUGCUUUGGAAAUUUGUGAUGGGUUAAGACCAACUCCAAAAGUAAAGAAGCAAGUACAAAAAGAUGGGUUCGCCAUUUCCGAAAUCUCUUUCCUGAAGCAAAUCCUGAAACAGAUUGCUAAUUAUGAUGAUAACAUUUCUAUUGAAAGUUUUGAAAAUACUUUUGCUAACCUAGAUAGGUUUUUUGAUAGAAGUAGUGAUAAUAUGUUUAUAAUUGAAAAUACGAACAUUUCUACUGAAAGUCAGAAACAACACA
Racocetra fulgida is the source of this 483-nucleotide messenger RNA. Lineage: Eukaryota; Fungi; Glomeromycota; Glomeromycetes; Diversisporales; Gigasporaceae. The record is from the annotation of a GenBank genome assembly.